GGAGGAGCUUGACGGAUGCAUGCGGGAAGGGGUGUGACUGAUUUAGGAAACCGGAGUACAGACGCACUUUUUACCGGAUUGCAAUCGCGGGAAAAGAGAGAAGAGUUUGUUUGAAGAUCUCGCGAGAUCGGGAGAGUCAGACUGGCCAAAGUUAGAUCUCUCGCGAUAGAUAUAGCAAGAUUUCGGCUGCCGGGGGUUGGGGCGGAGGUGGUGAGCAGUCUCGCGAGACUUGGAGGUACGGCGGCGGCAGCCAGAGGGAGGAAAGCCUUUUAGGACCGGAAGUCCAUUUCGAGCGUCCAAUGCUGGAAGCGGCCUGACUUUCUUUACCGGAACCCCUUUUCUAGGGGAUAGGAAGACGGACUACCUGGCCGGAAGUCCCACCUCUUUGAGCUCCCCCACCCUUCCAGAAGUUUUUCUGUCACCUGUGUUGGUCUCCGUCCCUUUCCCUGUUUUAUCUCUAUACCAGGAAAGGAUACAUUUAGUGUUUCCCUCCCAGCUCCACUGAGCGGCAUAGAUAUCUCACCUCCCGAAUUGGGAUUUCUUCUCUGGCGCCCCCAUGUAGCUGGGAAGUGGGACCUGGGGGUGGUUGGACCCCUGGGAUCCUAAAGGAGGAGCAGGAGGGCGCAGAACUCCCGCUUCUGCUCCUGCUACCAAGACGCGGCCUUCUUAGCCUCUCCCCUCCCGCUGCCAUGCACCCUGCGGCCUUCCCGCUUCCUGUGGUUGUGGCCACUGUUCUGUGGGGAGCGGCCCCCAUUCGAGGGCUCAUUCGAGCGACCUCGGACCACAAUGCCAGCAUGGACUUUGCAGACCUCCCAGCUCUAUUUGGGGCUACCCUGAGCCAGGAGGGACUCCAGGGGUUCCUUGUGGAGGCUCACCCAGACAAUGCCUGCAGCCCCAUUGCCCCACCACCCCCAGCCCCGGUCAAUGGGUCAGUCUUUAUUGCACUGCUUCGAAGAUUCGACUGCAACUUUGACCUCAAGGUCCUAAAUGCCCAGAAGGCUGGGUAUGGUGCAGCUAUAGUACACAAUGUGAAUUCCAAUGAACUUCUGAACAUGGUGUGGAAUAGUGAGGAAAUACAGCAGCAGAUUUGGAUCCCAUCUGUGUUUAUUGGGGAGAGGAGCUCUGAGUACCUGCGUACCCUCUUCGUCUACGAGAAGGGGGCUCGGGUGCUUCUGGUUCCAGACAAUAGCUUCCCCUUGGGCUAUUACCUCAUCCCUUUCACAGGGAUAGUGGGACUACUGGUUUUGGCCAUGGGAGCAGUGAUGAUAGUUCGUUGUAUCCAGCACCGGAAACGGCUCCAGCGGAAUCGACUUACCAAAGAACAACUGAAGCAGAUUCCUACGCAUGACUAUCAGAAGGGGGACCAGUAUGAUGUCUGUGCCAUCUGCUUGGAUGAGUAUGAGGAUGGGGACAAGCUGCGGGUACUCCCCUGUGCUCAUGCCUAUCACAGCCGCUGUGUAGACCCUUGGCUCACUCAGACUCGGAAGACCUGCCCUAUCUGCAAGCAGCCUGUUCAUCGGGGUCCUGGGGAUGAGGAGGAGGAAGAAAUUCAGGGGCAAGAGGAGGGUGAUGAGGAAGGGGAGCCAAGGGACCACCCUGCCUCAGAACGGACCCCACUCCUAGGCUCCAGCCCCACUCUUCCCACCUCCUUUGGUUCCCUAGCCCCAGCCCCCCUUGUUUUUCCUGGGCCUUCAACAGAUCCCCCAUCCUCUCCUUCCUCCUCUUCCUCUUCCCUUUCCCCUGCCAUCCUGGUGUAAUACCCUCCACACACACACCUCUGGUGACCUAUUUGCACACAUCCUCUUCCUCUAGUCUUCUAAGUUGAGGGAUAGGGGACAUUUCCAUCCCAGGUUUCUCCCUUAACCCAGCCCUAACAUUUUGAGGGCACUUGAGGGGUGGGGGGAGCAAAGGGACUGGAUCUUUACUUCUUGGGUUAAUAAAAUUGGUUUUGUGGACCAA
Molecule: messenger RNA, 1959 nt
Organism: Microcebus murinus (gray mouse lemur)
Lineage: Eukaryota; Metazoa; Chordata; Mammalia; Primates; Cheirogaleidae
Gene: RNF167
Product: ring finger protein 167
Biological process (GO): ubiquitin-dependent protein catabolic process
Cellular component (GO): nucleus
Molecular function (GO): zinc ion binding; ubiquitin protein ligase activity
Source: RefSeq, a predicted model, not a curated record